CAGCAAGAACACAUGGUGGGUCUGGAAGAAACUGAACUCAUCAGGGGGUGACACCCCUGAACUUAACUUCGUCUUGAAAGCAUCGACAAUGACUCUCAGGAAACCUAUAUAAUGCUGCCUCAACGAGGUGUUGGUCCCCAGUGAAGAGCCCUCGUGUCUCCUCGCUACAUAAUCGGUUGUCGCACUCAAUUUGUUCAUCGCAGUUCAAUCCAACAACACAGCAGUCACGAUGGCCUACAACAUCCACGUUGUUAUCCUCAAUACGCACCGCAAUGCGCUUUUUGAGGUCGUCGAGCAAGUCGUGUGGUACAACGCCAACGGGGGCAUCUGGACCAACACCAGCGACACCCGCACGUUGACCAUCAACGGGAGCGGCACCUCGGGUGCGCUGCGCUUCCGAAACCCCAAGAAUGGCGAGGAGUUCUUUGUCCCGCUCGGGAUCGACAGCGACGUACGCUGGUGCGACCUCGUCAUGGACCUCGGUCCGGGCGACACGGCGAUGAAGAUCGAGCCCCAGUACUACGACAGCAGCGGCAUCUAUGUGAACGCGCGAGAAUCGCAUCUCCCGAAGGCUACAAAGAGGAGCUCCAAGGGAACCGAGGUCAAUGUGGUGUACACCGACGAGGACCCGGUGAAGAAGGAGUACCAGGUCAGCAUCGCGAUCUCUGGGUGAUGGUGUGAGUCGAGCUAGUCGUCGGUGGGUGAUUGGGAGAGUCCGCUGCUGUUGCUGUCACGGUUCCAUGUUGAUGUAACGCUGUACGAGAGCUCGUGUACGGUG
This is a messenger RNA of Fomitopsis serialis, 778 nucleotides long. RefSeq names its product fungal fruit body lectin. Bases 230 to 673 code for a protein of 147 amino acids. The transcript has 3 exons. The record is from RefSeq and is a predicted model, not a curated record. NCBI's taxonomy places the organism in Eukaryota, Fungi, Basidiomycota, Agaricomycetes, Polyporales, Fomitopsidaceae.